Drosophila pseudoobscura is the source of this 4069-nucleotide messenger RNA. RefSeq names its product RNA-binding protein Nova-1-like protein passilla (gene ps). Gene Ontology annotation, cellular component: cytoplasm; nucleus. Gene Ontology annotation, molecular function: mRNA binding. The transcript has 8 exons. The record is from RefSeq and is a predicted model, not a curated record. NCBI's taxonomy places the organism in Eukaryota, Metazoa, Arthropoda, Insecta, Diptera, Drosophilidae. The coding region runs from base 1754 to 3631 and encodes 625 amino acids. Gene Ontology annotation, biological process: regulation of alternative mRNA splicing, via spliceosome; mRNA splicing, via spliceosome.
ACUCUCUCCCAAAUGAGUGUGAUAUUUGAAUUUGGUGCAAAAUAACAAUCACACUCAUAACCCUCGACAAAAGCACUCACAUAUUCACAUACUCACUCAAACGCGCAACGGGAAAAGACGAAGACGCCGCGUGACGCGCACGAAACACAGAAAGCAGAAAAAGAAGCAACAGCGAAAGGGCCACACUGAUAAAACGCUAAACUAAACAAAUUGUUUGCUUCAGGAAAGGAUUUUCCAUAUUCGUCGAUAGUUUCCCAGAUCGAUAAAUUAACAUCGAUAUAAACGUUUUUGCAUCACUGAAAUCUAUUGUACGGCCUGAGCGCGCGGCUUGUGUGUUGUCUGUGAACGUUUGUGCGUGUUCUGUGCUAUUUGUGUGUGCGUUUUACAUAAUCCAACAAAAUCAACCAACAUUUCCAAAGAGUAUAACAACAACGAUAGCAACAUUAGCCUGCUGAUCAGCGCCUAACGAGAGAGCCGAAGAGAGGAAAGAACAGAGUCAAAACAAAGUUGAUAAACUAACAACAAUUCCAACAGAAGCUACAGCAACAGCAACAGCAGCAACAGCAACAGAAACAACAACAACAAAAGCAACUGUCGCGUCACAUAUAAAACAAUAAUUGAAUAAUUGAAUACCAUAACAAAUAAUAAUAACGUACGAGUACAUAUUGUAUUGUAAAGUAAAGUAAAGUAAGCCCAGCAUAAAGCGAUAUCCACAUAAAGCGUAUCCAAGUACCAUAUAUAGUCGUUCUUAUAUAGCCACACUCAAAUUAAUUGCAGCUGUAUGCACGACUCCUUGCAAAAAGAAGGAUCAUAAAGAUAUAUUGAGUACAUGCAUAUAUGUGUAUGUAUAUGGUCCGGCGUCCAUCAACUGUCACUGUCACGAUUACGAUAGCCGAGAGCGGACUGAUCGAUUGAUCGAUCAAUAACGAUAACGAUAGCGAUAGCGAUAACGAUAGCCCUAGCUGUAACUCUGUAAACGAUAGCCUGAGCCCGCGCCUGCGCCUGCGCCCGCGCCUAUGCCCAUCGCUAACCCGCUGUGUGUGUGUGUGCAUGUGUCCCGGCAUCAGUAGAGCGCCCCAGGACCUCCUGCGACUGACUGGCUGCUGCUGCGACUCCCGCCACUACCGCCACCGCCACCGCCACGCCACCAUCGCCGCCGACUCCUCAUCAUCCCAGCCACCAAGCCACCAAGCCACCAGCCACCAUCGCUCACAUAGCCCAUCAUACUUUCAGAUGACAGUUGCGGAUCCCCCCAGACACAGAUAGAGAUACAGACACACAGACUAGGAUCGUUUGGUCGUUUGUUCGCUCGCCCGCUCGCUCGCUCGCUCUGUCGCUCGCACACACCUAAAGCCAAAACAGAAAUCCAACCAACAAAAAAAAAGCAAACAAAAAUCAACAACAACAACAACAACAACAACCAAGCCAAAAACUAAAUAAUACCAAGCUAAACUCAGACGCCUCAUUAUCAAACAUCGAAAGUUUGCGUUGUCGAAUCGAAUCGAAUCAAAUCAAAUCAAAUCAAAUUGAAUCAAAAGAGAAACAUAUACCAAAAGUACCAGUAGCAAAAACGCAUAAGCAGAACGUAAAAGUAAACGCAAAAGCAAACGCAAACGCAAUCAUCAGUCAAAGUCGAUAGCCCAAAAAGCAGUCAACAUUCAGUUAAAAAUGGCCGAAGACGGUACCAUGGAGACAUGUCCAAGUCCUGAGAUCGGCGAUUCGCGCAAAAGGCCGCUCGAUUCCGAUCCGGAAAAUGAACAAACUAAACGCUCACAUUUCAGUUCCGAUGGAGCUGCAACAGUCGCCGCUGAGUGAGAAUGGUUCACCGAAUGCGACGCCAGGUGCCAAUACGCCGCCCGACACGACGGGGGCGACGUCAGUCACAGCCUUAGCGACAGCCACAGCCACAGCCCUAGCACUGGGCUCGGUAUCGGUAUCAGCAUCGGCAUCAGUUGCUGCCACAGCAGCGGCAUCCACAUCCCAGCAGCAAGCAUUGCCACUGGGCAACUAUAAGACUGCCUCCUGUUGGUGCUACGGUGAGUCAGUUUGUUCUGGAAUUGAGGUUGAAAUUGAAAAUAAUAACAAUAAUCAUAUUCAUCAUGGCGAGACAACGUAUCACAUGAAAAUACUGGUGCCCGCGGUGGCCUCUGGGGCCAUCAUCGGCAAAGGAGGCGAGACGAUCGCCUCCCUGCAGAAGGACACGGGUGCUAGAGUAAAAAUGUCCAAGUCGCAUGACUUCUAUCCAGGCACCACUGAACGCGUCUGCCUGAUCACUGGAUCCACGGAGGCCAUCAUGGUCGUGCUGGACUUUAUCAUGGACAAAAUCCGCGAGAAGCCCGACCUGACCACAAAGAUCAUCGAUGCCGAGUCGAAACAGACCCAGGAGCGGGACAAGCAGGUCAAGAUCCUGGUGCCCAACUCCACAGCCGGCAUGAUCAUCGGCAAGGGCGGUGCCUUCAUCAAACAGAUCAAGGAGGACAGCGGCUCCUACGUUCAGAUCUCGCAGAAGCCCAAGGAUGUCUCGCUGCAGGAGCGCUGCAUCACCAUCAUUGGCGACAAGGAGAACAACAAGAACGCCUGCAAGAUGAUCCUCUCGAAGAUCGUCGAGGACCCGCAGUCGGGCACCUGCCUGAAUGUCUCCUACGCGGACGUCAGCGGGCCGGUGGCCAACUUCAAUCCGACCGGCUCCCCGUACGCCACCAAUCAGAAUGCCAUCAACUCGAGCACCGCAUCGCUCAACUCGACGCUGGGCACCUCCAUCGGUGGCGCCAACUCGGCGGCCAGUCUGCUAGUCAACGGCACCGGCAUCAACUUGUCCAUCAACCUGGGCGCCCCCAACCCGGCGCCCAACCUGGCGGUUGCCAACCAACUGCUCGAGCAUAUUAAGGUUGCCAUGCGCGGCUCUGGCUACUCGGAGACCGUCACCACUGAAGUCUGCAACGCCCUGGGCGUCCUGGCCAAGUACGGAGUCCUCGGCAUGGGCGUGGGCGUGCCCCACACCAACGGUGCUCACUCGACGCUGGGCAAUUUCCUGGGCGUGACGACGCUGGACCAGCAGACGGCGGCCGCCAAUGCGGCCAACGCCAGCAAUGUGUUUGGCGCUGUCGGCCAGGUGAAUCUGGAGCAGUAUGCCGCUGCAGCAGCGGCUGCCGCAGCCGCCAGCCGGCCGACACAGUCGCAGCUGGACGCCGCCGCGGUCCAAUUCGAUCCAUUCCGCCAUCUGGGCUCCGCCACGGCGCCGGCCACGCCCGUCUCGCUGAACAACAACAGCUUCGGGCUGACAGCCGCCACGGGAGCGGCGAACAGCGCCCAGCUGGGCGGCCUCAGCAAGAGCCCCACACCCGGGGACCUGAGUUCCAAGGACUCGAAGAACGUGGAGGUGCCCGAGAUGAUCAUCGGCGCAAUUCUAGGUCCGAACGGUCGUAGUUUAGUUGAGAUUCAACAUGUUUCUGGCGCAAAUGUGCAAAUUUCCAAAAAGGGCAUAUUCGCACCUGGCACUAGAAAUCGCAUUGUAACCAUUACUGGUCAGCCGAACGCCAUUGCCAAAGCGCAGUUUCUAAUUGAGCAGAAAAUCACCGAGGAGGAGACAAAGAGGGCGCGACAAAUUCCAUUAACCACUGUUGUGAAUUAAUAACCAAGUAAACCAAUCAAUCAAUCCCCCAAAACCAAUCAAGCAACCAACAAGCAACACACAACAUACAAAACACCACAGCAAAACAACAACAACAACAACAACACCACAGCAUACACCCUUCCCUACCCUGCCCUACCCUACACUACCUAUAGGCUAUAGCAAGUUUUUCCCUCUAAACAAAAAAUUGUUCAUUUUCUGUAAGAAGCAACACCAAAAAUGAGAAAAAAAGCAAACAAAAAAACGAAAUAACUAAAGAAAUAUUAACUUUAAACAAACGAUAAAGAAAAACAACAACAGAAACAACAACAACAAGAGAAAUAAGAGAAAGGAAACUACAGCAAUAGAAAAAAAACAAAAAAAAAAAACAAAACACCAAUUGUUAUGCGAAGUGCAAAGAAAAGUUAAACACUUAAUAAAUGUUAAUUAUGUAUUGCA